AUGGCGCGCAACAGUGAAAAAGCGCAGUCCAUGCUCUUCCGCUUCCGCGAGCAACAAGCCGCCGAUCUCGGAAUCAUCGACGCGGGGCGAACCCGCCGGCCCAAAGUGAUCACAGAAGUGAACUCGAUCCCCUCCUGCGAGAAAUGGCGUGGCCAAGUUGUGAAGGACAUUUCACGAAAAGUGACCAAAAUCCAAGAUCCCAGUCUCUCCGACUACCAGAUCCGCGACCUCAAUGACGAGAUCAACAAGCUCAUGCGCGAGAAACACAUGUGGGAGGUGCAGCUCCGCAACCUCGGCGGGCCAAACUACAUGCGCUUCGGGCCUAAGGCCUACGACGAGGACGGGCGCGCCGUGCCCGGCUCCCGGGGGUACAAGUACUUUGGGCGGGCGCGGGAGCUGCCGGGCGUCAAGGAGCUGUUUGAGGAGCUGCAGCCCAAGAAGACGGGGAAGAAGGACGACGAGAAGCGCGCGCGGGGCGAGAUGCGGAGGAAUGUCGAUGCCGAGUACUAUGGCUUCAACCGCGACGAGGAGGACGGCGUGCUGCUGGCGUAUGAGCGUAGGAAGGAGGCCGAGGCGAUGGAGAAGACGAUGAGGGGUGCGGGAGGGGAGCCGCCGGCGGGGUGGGAUGCGGUGCCCGGUGGGUGGAGGGUGCCGAGCUUGGAUGAUGUGACGGAGUUUUUGGUGGAGAGGAGGAAGGCGAGGUUGUUGGAGCGGCUUGGGUGA
Molecule: messenger RNA, 723 nt
Organism: Morchella importuna
Lineage: Eukaryota; Fungi; Ascomycota; Pezizomycetes; Pezizales; Morchellaceae
Exons: 3
Coding region: 1-723 (240 amino acids)
Biological process (GO): generation of catalytic spliceosome for second transesterification step; mRNA 3'-splice site recognition
Cellular component (GO): post-mRNA release spliceosomal complex; Prp19 complex; catalytic step 2 spliceosome
Source: RefSeq, a predicted model, not a curated record